Molecule: messenger RNA, 1619 nt
Organism: Pseudoliparis swirei
Lineage: Eukaryota; Metazoa; Chordata; Actinopteri; Perciformes; Liparidae
Product: cilia- and flagella-associated protein 157-like
Exons: 8
Coding region: 194-1456 (420 amino acids)
Source: RefSeq, a predicted model, not a curated record
CAGCGGGUACCAUACAUUUUAUUUACUCUUUAAAAAUAACACAUAACAACACAGGACAAUGUGUCCAUGUUAUACAAUGUUCGUAAAUAAUCAAAUAGCAACAGUUGUCGUCUGGCUUUAGCUUCUCAACAAUAUUUACUUUUGGGGACAAAAGAAGAAGUAAACGACUAAUCUUUGAUAAUAUUGAUAUUUAAUGAUGCUGGAAGAAAAAGAAAAGACGAUAUAUUUGAAGCAAAUUCAAUUUCUGAGCCGGCAGCUUGAGAGCGUCCAGCUCCACUCUGCCGGGCUCCGGCUCCAGAACAAGGAUCUGGAAGCCGGCUGCCGCGCGUUAUCCGAGGACAAGAAGGACAUCUGUGAGUACCUAGAGCACUCGCUGCAGUCGCUGCAAAAGCGGGAGCAGGAGCAGGUCCAGAAGCUGCAGGAGGCGGAGCAGAAGGCGCAGCAGGAGGAAGAGGACCUCAGGCUGCAGCACAGCCGGAACAUGAAGGAGCUGCAGGACCGGAUCCAGCAGCAGGAGUCUGGCAUCAUGACGCUGGAGGCAAAGUCUCAGGAGAAGCAGCAGCAGGAACUGAAGCAGCAGCAGGAGCUGAAGGAGCAGCUGACGGAGCAGCAGCCCUGCUUGCAGUCCGAGGAGGAGCUGCUCUUCCAGAAGAAGGAGCUUGAAUCCGUCCUCGCUUCCCAGAAGGCCGCGGCGCGGCAGCGGGGCAAUAAGGAAUGGAAGGAGAUGAUGUCCACGAUGGAUGACACCAUCGAGACCGAGACGCAGGACCAGGUCCGGGAGGAGCGGGUCCGGUACAGAGCGCUCCGAGAGGGUGUCGAGUUCCUGGUGGAGGACAACGAGGUUGUGUGGACCCAGAUAAGGGAACUGAAGGACGAGCAGGUUCUGCUCCUUGCUGAGAGGGACCGCCUGAACACCGACCUGGAGGAGCUCGGGGAACAGAGCUUAAUCGGCAGCAUGGAGCUGGAGCAUUGGAGGAAUAAGAGCCAAAAGCUGAAGGUGAAGUCGAAUGAUCGUCGCUCCGCCCUCAAAGUCUUGCUGGAGGAGGAAGAGGCUCUCCGGUCGGUCGUGACCUCGGCGUCCGAGGAGGGGCGUCAGCAAACCUCCGAGGCGGUCCAGCAGAUGGCCGAGCUCCAGCGGCAGCGGAGGAUCAGGAGGCAGAUGGAGGCCGGCGUGAAGAAAGCGAUCUCCGGCCUCAGAGACAUCCUGUCGGACUCAGAGAAGACCUUGAAGACACACGGUCCGAAGGUGCUGGAGAUCCUGCAGAGCUUCGCCCCCCAGGGACCCGGAUCCACUCCUGUGGAGAGCGUUGAGCCACAACCGGACAGAAGCCAGACCCUGAACUUUGCCACAGAUCCGUUGUUCCUGAUGGCGCGCUAUAGACCAGGAGACCUCGGCCUCGUGCCCCGGCCCACGUGGAGCAAGAGACCCUCUGUCUACAGGUCCGCCAGGAAGUAGUUCUUCAGGUCCUCAUCCACAAGACGUCCUCUCAGUGGGCUGGAGACCCAGCUCUGAUCCAGAGGCCUUCGCCGCCUUAGACUGCUGAACCAGAUCCAGAACCAGUCCACAGAAAGACAGAGGGAUGCUCUGAAUACCAAAUAAAACACACAGCUGAAUCAAU